AAUUAUAAAAAUGUGGGGAGUGUUCCGACCCGAACCCGAAGCGCCCCUAAUUUUCUCCAUAUCCUCCCCCCAAAUUCCGCUCGAAUCUUCUUGUUGCAGAGCGUACCGGAAACGGUUUGUAGGCGUCCCCGCGCCGCCACCAUCCUCAGGCCGAUUCUGGCGCGCCCAAACGCGACUAAGCGCCGUACCGGAGCUUCCUACUACUUCCUUGAAAAUGAAUCAACUCUCGAAUGCAUUUACAAUGCUUAGCUUGGACGUUGCGGAUAGCCAAGAAGAGACAGAAGUAGCUCCCGAAGGAAAUGGGAAAGACGAUGAAGGGGAGAAGGUGGAAUAUGCUUCUGAAGAGUACAGGCUGCCACUUGUAUGGAUUGAUCUUGAAAUGACUGGUUUGAAUGUUGAGGUGGAUACUAUAUUGGAGAUUGCUUGUGUGAUCACUGAUGGAAGCUUGACCAAAUUAAUUGAGGGACCUGAUAUAGUCAUUAGUCAACCAAAGGAGUGUUUGGAUAAUAUGGGAGAGUGGUGCCAAGAACAUCAUGGAGCAAGUGGUCUGACUGGAAAGGUGCUUGAGAGUACAAUAUCGAUUGAAGAAGCUGAGAAGCAGGUUAUUGAGUUUGUGAAGAGAAACAUCGGGACAACAUACUCACCACUCCUGGCAGGGAAUUCAGUUUAUGUUGAUUUUCAGUUCAUGAAGAAGUACAUGCCGGACCUGGCUAAUCUUUUCUCACAUGUACUUGUUGACGUGAGCAGUGUCAAGGCAUUAUGCCUCCGUUGGUUCCCCAGAGACAACAAAAGGGCUCCUCGCAAAGAAAACAAACAUAGAGCUAUGGAUGACAUCAAGGAGAGCAUAGCAGAACUCAAGUACUACAAGGAUAACAUUUUUAAAGCAACCAGGUUUAAGAAGUGACCAUCUUUGGAAGGCAUCUCCUUUUGUGUGUAAAACUGUAAACAGACGGGCAGUCAUCUUCUUAAAAUGUUUUGUAUUCCUAUUUUCGUGUAUAUUGUGGUACUGACAUUUGAAGUAUAAACCUUUCUGCAUGUCUUCAUCAUCAUGAUUGUGUAAAGUUCUUUAUGAUAUGCAAUUUUUUGUGAACCAAACAAGCUUGGUGUGCACUUCUCUAUUUGGUUGCAUUUGUGCGGGUUGCUCUGCCAUGCUCCAAUUCAUCUUGGCAAAUACUGCAAGUCUUUGGCAUGUGGGUAACAUCAGGAGUAGGGGCAGAGGAGGGGAGACAACCUGUACCGUGGCCCAAUGCAAGCUGGGUUAAUACUAGGGGUGGGCGAAUCGGUUUACGGUUCGGUUUUUAUCGGUUUCGGUUCGAUUUCGGUUUAUUCGGUUUGAGGAAAAUAGUACCAAACUCAAACCAAAAGAAUUUCGGUUUGGUUUCGGUUCGGUUUGGGAAAAAUUCGGUUCGGUUCGGUUUGGUGUUCGGUUUGAUGUUCGGUUUAUAAACUUGAAAAUGAUUAUGUCUUGUUUCAUAUGUUACAAU
Cuscuta epithymum is the source of this 1484-nucleotide messenger RNA. The record is from the annotation of a GenBank genome assembly. Lineage: Eukaryota; Viridiplantae; Streptophyta; Magnoliopsida; Solanales; Convolvulaceae.